AUGGCAGCGGGGUUUGGGUCCCUCACCGUGUACGUUCCCGUCCCCGCCACGCUCCUGCAGGUUAUUGUCAUGUCCAGCCACGAGACCAUCCGGGUGCUGGAGGUGGGGGUGGAUGGGGACCCCAAAACGGCCGGGGAGGGAGCGGGGGGCUCCCCGGCACAGGGGGGCCCCCCAGGUGUGGAGGACGCUCCCGCCAGCGCCCCGAGCUCGUCCGGCGGGGAGGCGGCAGGUAAAGCCAAAGCAGCGUCGCCCACCCCGGUGCCCUCGAGCCCGGCCCCGAGCCAGCCCGGCGUGACACACCUGGCCGUGCAGGCCACCCCGCAGGUGUUGGCUCAGGAAAGCUUAGCCACAGGUGUGACAGGAGUAAUGGUUCCGGCAGGGACAGUUACUCAACCUCUUCUUAUCCCCAUCAGUAUUGCAGGUCAGGUGACAGGCCAGCAGGCGCUGGCCCUGGUGACAAUUCCCACAGCAACGCUCGCCGCGCUCCCGGGACUGACGCCGGCGGCACCUGCGGGGGCGAUUUUCAAACCGCCCGUAGCCAAUCUCACAGGUAACCGCAGGGCCCCCCAGGUCAGCCAGGUCCCCCCGGUCCCCCAGGUGCAGCCCAUCCAGCCGGCCCCAGCCGGGGUGGGCUCCAGCCCCGUGACCAAGGUGUCGCCACCGCCGGUGCCCAUCACGUGCUCCGAGACCCCCACCGUGAGCCAGCUGGUGUCCAAGCCCCCUGCCCCGCCCAGCGCAGAGGAGGACGGGAUCAACCUGGAGGAAAUCCGGGAAUUCGCCAAGAACUUCAAACUGCGGCGCCUCUCGCUGGGGCUGACCCAGACCCAGGUGGGGCAGGCCCUGACGGCCACCGAGGGCCCUGCCUACAGCCAGUCUGCCAUCUGCAGGUUCGAGAAGCUGGACAUCACGCCCAAGAGCGCGCAGAAGCUGAAGCCGGUGCUGGAGAAGUGGCUGCGGGAGGCGGAGCAGCGGCAGCGGGAGGGGCAGCAGCACCUGCUGGAGUUCGUGGGGGGCGAGCCGGGCAAGAAGCGCAAGCGGCGCACCUCGUUCACGCCGCAGGCGCUGGAGGCGCUCAACGCGCACUUCGAGCGCAACGCGCUGCCCACGGGCGCCGAGAUCACGCGCAUCGCGCAGGAGCUGCGCUACGAGCGGGAGGUGGUGCGGGUGUGGUUCUGCAACCGCCGCCAGACCCUCAAGAACACCAGCAAGCUGAACGUGUUCCACGUGCCCUGAGCGCCGCGCCCGGCCCGGCUCUGCCCCGCCGCCCGGCCCGGCCCGCCUCCAGCGGCUCCCGGUGCCGCCAGCCGGGAGCGCCGGGAGCGCCCCGGGGCCCCCGGCCAUCAGCACUUUGGGCACUGGUUCUGUCCCUCUGCCGCCUGGUUCCAUCACCACGCCUGUCCUCUGCCAC
Messenger RNA from Onychostruthus taczanowskii (white-rumped snowfinch), 1408 nucleotides. It is a transcript of the gene POU6F1, whose product is annotated as POU class 6 homeobox 1. Gene Ontology annotation, molecular function: RNA polymerase II cis-regulatory region sequence-specific DNA binding; DNA-binding transcription factor activity, RNA polymerase II-specific. The record is from RefSeq and is a predicted model, not a curated record. The transcript has 7 exons. NCBI's taxonomy places the organism in Eukaryota, Metazoa, Chordata, Aves, Passeriformes, Passeridae. Gene Ontology annotation, biological process: regulation of transcription by RNA polymerase II. Bases 1 to 1233 code for a protein of 410 amino acids.